Molecule: messenger RNA, 1804 nt
Organism: Malurus melanocephalus (red-backed fairy wren)
Lineage: Eukaryota; Metazoa; Chordata; Aves; Passeriformes; Maluridae
Gene: CLNK
Product: cytokine dependent hematopoietic cell linker
Exons: 13
Coding region: 119-1378 (419 amino acids)
Biological process (GO): cell surface receptor protein tyrosine kinase signaling pathway; intracellular signal transduction
Source: RefSeq, a predicted model, not a curated record
UGGCUGGACCUGCUUCAUGUCCUUUCUUCAGUAUCUCUAACAUACUGUAAAUAAAUACUCUAAAAUCUGUUGGCAGAUUUUUAUAUGAGUUAUUAGCUACUAUAUAAUAUACUACAGAAUGGGACCUGCUGACAGUUUUUCUCCAUUUUAUACAGAAAACAGAACUAUUCCUGCUAACACCUAUCAUUCUGACAAAUACCUGACAAUGAAGGUCAAGGGUGAUUUGCAGUUUUCCUCUGAGUUAUCUGAGGAGGAAGAAAAUGAGUAYGAGACUGUAAAUUCUUCCAUGCUGGAGGCCAUCCAUUCUUUGAGAAUCCUUCCUGCUAAGCCUCUACAAGAAUCUGAAUAUGCAGAUAAACGUUGCUUGAGGCCYUCAAGUACCACUUCCCCAACAAGCGAGAACCCAUCUCAGCCCCUUCAACACUCAGCUAUUCAUACAUUUGACCCCGAGGGGACCGGAGUGCCAAAUGUAAGAGGAGGAAGAAUGAAAAUACAUGGAUGCCAGUUCUUCUUUGACCUCUCCAGGCCUCUGAAGAUGYUGCCAAAGCAGUACCAGCCGCUUCCUCCAGAGCCACUGACAAGCAGCCAGGUCUUUCACAAGAGGAACACGCUCAGCCAAAAUCCCACCUUUCCUCUAUCAGCAAAAGCCACAAGACAUCAAUCUGUUAAGGAAUCAGAUGUAUGUAUGAAGCAGGUAAUUUAUUUCACAGUAGUUAUUAGAUACUGUAAGUUACACAAAAGAGGAAAUAAUAAGUUCUUAUCCUUUUUACUAAUAGUUACAAGUUUGGGGAAGAAACCUGAAGCAUCUUUUCAAGCACAACAGCAUACUCCUCAAGCCAGCCCUCAAUGUACAUGGAGAUCUAAAAACAUGUGCAGAUCAGGUUCCACAUUAAGUGCAGAUAAUUGGACARUGAAGAAGCCACCACUUCCUACAUCAUAUGUACCAUGCAAAAAUAAAUCAAAACAUUUGCUUGCAGAACAGGAAGUGCAGUCUCUUACCCAGCCCACUGAAAAGGAUUUAAACCARUGUGAAUGGUACAUUGGAGAAUAUGAUCGCCAUGAAGCAGAGAAGAUACUGUUACACAACAACAUUGAUGAGACAUUCUUGAUUAGAGAUUGUUCAAAGAAAUCAAAGGCUGAACCAUACGUUUUGGUUGUUUAUUAUGGAAGAAGAGUAUACAACAUUAAAGUCCGUUUUCUGGAAGAAAGCCAACAAUACGCACUGGGAACAGGGCUCAGAGGAGAGUGUAAAUUUAAUUCUGUGGAAGAAAUCAUUGACUUCUACAAAUCCGUUCCCAUAACACUCAUUGACGGAAAGGAUCARUCAGGAACCCACAGAGAACAAUGCUACCUCACACAUCCAUUCAAGCCAUGCUGAYGUUUUCUGCCUUACUGUCACUGACUCAUUUGUAUAGCUAUAAAUAGAAGUUAUUUCAAUGUCUCAGGAAUUAGAUUAACCUUUUGAGCAAGGAGCUCCCCAUAACAUAAUGAAGCAUUCGACAGAUCUACUCCAUUUUUUCAUUGUUGCAUUUUCACUUUGAGGAUACAAGUAAAGAAUGUGCCAAUGUAAUAAUUCAGAAAGUGUUGAGAACRACUCCUGAUAUCUUUACGAUGACUGAUCAAUUUGCUAAUCUUGUACUCUACCUCCUAACUUCAGAUGAAAACAAAACUCACCCUUGCUUAUCUAAAUGUCACUGAAAUACCAUUAAGUAGCAAAAGUUAAUAAAGUGUAUCACUAUCAUCAAAUAAAUAUCCUUGCUUUUAAAAAUACACGUCACAGUUCUCACUGUCUAACAAUUUCAUG